Molecule: messenger RNA, 450 nt
Organism: Nicotiana tabacum (common tobacco)
Lineage: Eukaryota; Viridiplantae; Streptophyta; Magnoliopsida; Solanales; Solanaceae
Source: RefSeq, a predicted model, not a curated record
AUGAAGAUUGAGUUCAAGCACGUUCCCAGGAUCCGGAACGAGUUUGCCGAUGCCCUUGCAACUCUAUCAUCCAUGAUUCAGCAUCCAGACAAGAACUAUAUCGACCCUAUUAAGGUAGAGAUCAGGGAUCAACAUGCCUAUUGCUUUCAUGUAGAUGAAGAGCCAGACGGUAAACCAUGUCAGAAGCGAGCACUAGGGAGGUUGGAGAAUCACUUUUUCCUUAACGGUAAAGUCCUGUACAAGAGGACCCCAGACUUGGGUUUGUUAAGAUAUGUAGAUGUUGCUGAUGCAACCAGAUUAUUGGAAGAAAUACAUGCAGGAAUGUGCGGACCCCACAUGAACGGUUUCAUAUUAGCCAAGAAGAUCUUGAGAGCUGGAUAUUUUUGGAUGACCAUGGAAAGUGAUAGUAUCCGCUAUGUGCAGAAGCGUCACCAGUGCCAGAUCCAUUAA